AUGCUAUCAGUUGCCACACAAGCUCUCACGCCUCACGAGAAGCUGAUACCUUGUCCCGAUGGCAAGGACUGCGACAUCAUCUCGCCGAGCCGGCCAACUCCCGCCCCUGAGAGCCACCUACAUAUCGAGGGAGCCGAAGAACCGGUCGGCCUUUACCCCCAGUCCGAGACUCUAUGGUUCUUACCGCCCCUACAGGCAGCCCUCACAACGCCGGACAGAGGCCAACUUCCACCUUGCUAUGCCCUUGCCUCGGAUAAGUCUAUUCUGCCUCCUUACAGGCUAGGGAGAGGCUCUGGGUUCUUCAAGUCGACGAUUCACCCCGUUGUCAUUGUUCCCUCACAUGUUCUGCUUGAAGCCUUUAUGCGUUUUUGUGCGCGCUAUGUAAACACACCCGCUGGCGGCUUCUCUAUUAGCACGAUUGCUUAUGUGGGGCUUUAUAUUGAUGAUGACGGGUAUUUGGAUCUCAAGCAGCUCUCAGAGCCACUAUCUUCAUCUUAUCUGGCGCUCAGAGAAGGGAAGAUUCCUGUCCGACAGUGGGUGAACGAGCUGAAGAAGCUACUUGGGGAGCCUGGAUUAUUAACAUGA
This is a messenger RNA of Metarhizium brunneum ARSEF 3297, 585 nucleotides long. RefSeq lists its product as uncharacterized. NCBI's taxonomy places the organism in Eukaryota, Fungi, Ascomycota, Sordariomycetes, Hypocreales, Clavicipitaceae. The record is from RefSeq and is a predicted model, not a curated record.